Messenger RNA from Vicia faba (fava bean), 1281 nucleotides. The record is from the annotation of a GenBank genome assembly. NCBI's taxonomy places the organism in Eukaryota, Viridiplantae, Streptophyta, Magnoliopsida, Fabales, Fabaceae.
AUGACGGUGGAAUAUCAGUGUUGUGAAACAGAGUUUUUCAUAAGGAUAGUGAUAAUUGUGUUGCUUGUUGUGUUUGCUGGAUUGAUGUCUGGGCUUACUUUAGGUCUCAUGUCUUUGAGCCUUGUUGAUCUUGAGGUUCUUGCUAAAUCUGGUACUCCUCAGGAUCGAAAACAUGCUGAUAAAAUAUUGCCUGUUGUAAAAAAUCAACAUCUAUUGCUUUGCACUCUUUUGAUUUGCAAUGCUGCUGCCAUGGAGGCACUUCCGAUAUUUCUUGAUAGUCUUGUUGUUGCUUGGGGAGCUAUCUUAAUUUCUGUGACACUAAUUCUUCUCUUUGGUGAGAUUAUUCCUCAAUCAGUUUGUUCUCGAUAUGGUUUAACGAUCGGUGCAACAGUGGCUCCGGUUGUUCGUGUUCUUGUAUGGAUAUGUUUUCCUGUUGCUUAUCCAAUUAGCAAGUUGUUGGAUUUUUUGCUUGGUCAUCGCCAUGAAGCUCUUUUCCGCAGAGCUGAGCUGAAAACACUAGUAAAUUUACAUGGUAACGAGGCUGGAAAAGGUGGUGAACUAACACAUGAUGAAACAACUAUCAUUGCUGGAGCACUUGAACUCUCUGAGAAAACUGCUGGUGAUGCUAUGAGUCCUAUAAAUGAAAUAUUUUCUAUUGAUAUUAAUUCAAAACUUGAUAGAGAUUUGAUGAAUGUUAUAUUGGAGAAAGGACAUAGCAGAGUCCCUGUUUAUUAUGAAGAGCCUACGAAUAUCAUUGGACUUAUUCUGAUCAAGAAUUUAUUAACUAUUGAUCCAGAAGAGGAACUACCUGUGAAAAGUGUGACCAUACGUAAAAUACCAAGGGUUCCAGAAAUGAUGCCACUGUAUGAUAUAUUGAAUGAAUUCCAAAAGGGACAUAGCCACAUGGCUGUUGUUGUGAGAAAUUUUGAUAAGAUAGGGCAACAAUCUUCCAACAAUAAUUGCAAUGAUUCGGUGAGAGAUGUGAAGAUCAAUAUUGACGUGGAAAAGACUCCUCAAGAAAAAAUGUUGAAAAACAAAAUGCAACUUCAUAAGAGGAAAAGCUUACCAAAUGCGAGUAAUUCAAAUAGGAGCACCGGUUCUUCUAGGAGCAAAAAAUGGUCACAAAAUAUUUACUCAGAUAUUUUGGAAAUUGAUGGAAAUUCAAUUCCAAAGCUACCUGAAAAAGAAGAAGCUGUUGGAAUUAUUACAAUGGAAGAUGUAAUUGAAGAGCUUUUGCAGGAGGAGAUCUUUGAUGAGACAGAUCAUUUUGAAGACUCGUAA